This is a messenger RNA of Theileria annulata, 1251 nucleotides long. Its product is annotated as eukaryotic peptide release factor (ERF), putative. The record is from RefSeq and is a predicted model, not a curated record. Gene Ontology annotation, cellular component: cytoplasm. The transcript is spliced from 12 exons. The coding region runs from base 1 to 1251 and encodes 416 amino acids. Gene Ontology annotation, biological process: nuclear-transcribed mRNA catabolic process, non-stop decay; nonfunctional rRNA decay; ribosome disassembly. NCBI's taxonomy places the organism in Eukaryota, Apicomplexa, Aconoidasida, Piroplasmida, Theileriidae.
AUGAAAUUGUUACAUCAACAUAAAACUCAUACCGGAGGGAUCCAACUAAAGUUAUAUUUAGAAACUCAUGACGAUCUGUGGUUUCUAUACAACAUAGCAUUCAAAGGGGACUUGAUCGAGGGAUUUACCUCAAGGAAAAUAAAAACAGAAAAUUGCAACUCAAUUUGUGUAAAGCAGGAGAUUAAGAAGUUCACAAUCCGGCUUUGUAUAGAGUUUGUACAAUACACGACCUCGUACGAUGACAUUCACGUUACCGGGACUAACGUUCUCGAAAAUCCAUACGUAAAGAUCGGCCAAUACCACACUCUUGAUGUUCAACCUAACUCAACAAUAACACUUUUCAAGGAUGAAUGGAAUAAGUUAUGCGAAGAUAAGCUCGCACAUGUACUCAACGUUUCAAUGAACGCGGAACAAGCUUUUCUGGUCAUUGAUAACGGGUGUGCUUCAUUCUUUCUCCUUUCACAGUACAUGACUAAAGAAGUCUUUAAACUCAACCACAACAUACCGAUCAGAAAAACAACAUCACACAGAAGUUCAAACUCCUCAAAGUCCUCUGAGUCAUUUUAUAAGAUGAUUUUGGAUAAAAUCGACUCGGAACUAGAUUUUAAGGUGCUGAGGAUGGUUGUGAUAACAGGCCCGGGGAUCUUUAAGGACCUGUUCUUCGAGUACAUGAAGGCCAACUCCCUAAAUCUAAAUCACGCGAACAUUCACAAGAACCUCAGUAGGUUCAUCUUGUGCAACUCUUCAUUUUCCGACAAAAACGCAAUCAACGAAGUGCUGAGCAACCCUCUGCUAUCGUCGAAACUCAACUACGUUUUCUAUCACGACCACAAUAAGGUGCUGGAUGAACUGAAGACCAGACUUGAGAUGAACGACGAUAGGGUGUGUUUCGGGUUCGAGGACAUCUACAACGCCGUGAACAUGGGCGCCGUGGAGAGCGUUCUCGUUAGCGACAACGUGAUUCGAGAGGCUUCGUCCACGACGAGGAGGAAGAUCCACGAGCUCUUGGAGGAGGUGAAGCACUUCGGGGGAGGCGUCUACUACUUCUCUGACAAUCACUGCUCCACUGAGUACAUAAAAAAUCUGACUGGACUCGUGGCUCUGCUGAGAUUUCUAGUAGAACCGAUUAUAUUAAAAUAUCAUGGAUUAUUAUUUCUGGUGAUUGCAUCGUUUACCAUGUCUGAGAUGUCUUCGUUGUUGAUUGAGUUUCGCUCGCACAGACCCUCCAGGGAUGAUGAAAAGUUGCUAUAA